CUCUGACAUCUCAAAGCCAACACUAAUCUUCUUCAUCAGCCAUGCCAGACGAAGAAAUGCCAGAGGCAGGAAUCAGCAGCAGCAACUGGGAUGAGACCAUGGAAAUGGCUUUGUUCUAUGCCGCCAUCAAAUUCAAGCCCGUCGGAAUGCAUAAACACUUUCGAAUGAUCAACCUUCACAAACACUUCAACAAACUCUCACAUACGCCAUGCACGAUAGCCGAACUCUGGGAGAAACUGGGAACUAUGUACGAUCUUCAAACAUUGGAUGAGAGAGAAGACUCUGGGAUGCUCGUGGAAGAUGAUGAGAUAGAUGAUGAUGCCAGCGAUGGAGAGAGGGAUAUCAUCAGCUUUAAAAAUAGUGAGGAGUUUGUAUUACCCUUACACGAGUUUGAUCAUCUUGUCACGGAAAUUGUACCAGAAGCGUCUAGGAACCCAUCACCUUCACCCAUAAGAACUACAAGGGGUCACCGAGAGGGAUCACAGACACCCUCCCUCCAGGGUUCGAGUCGUGCCUCUUCGGAUGAAGAAGAAUCACCAAAGAAAAAGCGUGCUUCUCGGACGGCGAAAAAAUCGGAUGUAAACGAGACAUCCAGUCCGAGAACAUCGAGCAAUUCAUCCACCCGAACUCGCGCUACACGUGCAAAAGCUGAGCCUGUCCCUGUCACUCGUGGUCGCAAAACUGGCAAAAAGUAAUGGAUCAAGUCUGAUCGAGGAUAUGAACAACCAACCAAACUAAAUAGGCUAUCAGUUGUUUCUCAUGUUAAAUGGCGCGUUUGUGAAAACAGACUACAUACAAUCUAAUAAAUCAUGUACUAUAGAAC
Lobosporangium transversale is the source of this 823-nucleotide messenger RNA. RefSeq names its product chromatin modification-related protein EAF7-domain-containing protein. Lineage: Eukaryota; Fungi; Mortierellomycota; Mortierellomycetes; Mortierellales; Mortierellaceae. Gene Ontology annotation, cellular component: NuA4 histone acetyltransferase complex; nucleus. The record is from RefSeq and is a predicted model, not a curated record. Bases 42 to 695 code for a protein of 217 amino acids. Gene Ontology annotation, biological process: regulation of transcription by RNA polymerase II. The transcript is spliced from 5 exons.